AUGAAGGAAGAAUUCAUCGAGUUCGAUCCCUCAAUAACGGACAAGCGAACAUUCUAUUCCACGUUUCUAUCCAACUACAACCCUCCGGUUCAAGCAAUCAAUCAUUUUGCAUCGAUACCAUGGACCAAUAAGUGGUUAAGCAAUCCAGCAUAUAAAAUCAUCCCAUUUUGGUCCAGGCAUGUCAAGACAAGUGGAGAGGACACGUUCUUCGGCAACACGAUCAACACGACCGAAACCGUUCCACACUUCAUCAUGAUUCAGCUAAAGGACUUUAUCACACCAGAACCUAGUGAUGCAUCAUCGGGUACCAAAUUAGCUUCCGACGCCAACGCGCACAACAACAAUCCACCCAUCAAUCGCGGACCUGCCGAACUAAUAUUUCUACUGCAAUUCGGCGAACGGGGAGUGGACGGCCACCCUGGCGUCAUCCAUGGUGGCGUCAUCUGCGCACUACUCGACGAGACAAUGAGUGCGGUUAUCUCACAGCAUCUAGAUAAUGCGACGCCAAAACCUCGGGGCCAGAUUUUCACCGCCAAUCUGAACACGAGUUUCCGUGCCCCGGUCACAACUCCAGCUGCGGUCAUACUCAAGUGCUGGCUUGUCAGGAGAGAUAAACGUAAGUGGUUGACUAAAGGCCAGAUCGAGGACGAAAGCGGCAGGGUGCUUGCCGAGGCGAAUGCGAUAUGGGUUCUCGUGCCGGAGAAUAAAAUCUGA
Exophiala bonariae is the source of this 714-nucleotide messenger RNA. RefSeq lists its product as uncharacterized. The record is from RefSeq and is a predicted model, not a curated record. The coding region runs from base 1 to 714 and encodes 237 amino acids. Lineage: Eukaryota; Fungi; Ascomycota; Eurotiomycetes; Chaetothyriales; Herpotrichiellaceae. The transcript has a single exon.